GUAUCCAUUUAGAGAAAACAUCCACACUCUACUCAAACAACAUUUUUACACAUGAAUCAGGUAUAAAUACACACAAAAAGAAGGCACAAAAAUCUUCAACAAAAAAAAAAAAAACAAAAAAAGAAAGUAAAAAACAAAAAAAAAUGGCUAUGGCAUCAACUGUAAAAGUUGUUCUAGGCUCAAUAGCCUUCGGGAUAUUCUGGAUAAUGGCGGUUUUCCCGUCGGUCCCGUGCCUUCCGAUUGGCCGAACCGCCGGCUCUCUCCUCGGCGCCAUGCUCAUGGUGGUCUUCAAAGUCCUGUCUCCCGACCAAGCCUACGACGCCAUAGAUCUCCCGAUCCUCGGCCUCCUCUUCGGAACUAUGGUCGUCAGCGUCUACCUAGAGCGAGCCGACAUGUUCAAAUAUCUCGGAAAAGUGCUCUCAUGGAAGAGCAGAGGAGCCAAAGACUUGCUCUGCAGAAUCUGCUUCAUCUCCGCCGUCUCCAGCGCUCUCUUCACGAACGACACCUCCUGUGUCGUUUUGACGGAGUUCGUCCUCAAAGUCGCCAGACAACACAACCUCCCUCCCCACCCGUUCCUCCUCGCGCUCGCCACGAGCUCGAACAUCGGGUCCGCCGCCACGCCGAUCGGGAAUCCCCAGAACCUCGUCAUCGCCGUGCAGAGCAAGAUCUCUUUCGGGCGCUUUUUGGUCGGGGUUCUGCCGGCCAUGCUUGUGGGCGUGUGCGUCAAUGCCGUGCUUCUUCUUUGCAUGUAUUGGCGGCUCUUUUCGAUCAAGAAAGUCGAGGAGGAUCCCGCUUUGGAGGUCGCCGCCGUCGAGGCCGCUCCGGCCCCUCUUUCCCACUUGUCCUCAAUGGGGUCCCAAGAUUGGAGCUCCAAGCUUGAAAAUCUCAACUUUCAAAACUCACCAAGUGUUAAUACGACAACGAAUGUUGAGAGGCUCAGAAACAGGUUGAGUUCGAGCGAGACGGAAAUCCACAGAGUUCCUAGCGACGCCAUGGAAGGUAGUAUUGGAAGGAGUUCAAAUGAUGGGCAAAAAGACGUGGCGAUUGAUGUUGGAGGGUCACAGAAAAGAAAUGAUCAAGAGAGUAUUAAUAGUAAUAAUAACAGUAAUAAUGCCGUUAUUAGUGUUCAUAAUUCGAAAAGGAUUGCUUCAGCAAAUGGGCUGUCUGAUACGUGUUCUUUGAGGUCGGCAGAUCAGGCCCUGAGGCCGAUUACGAGUAUUUGUUAUCCCAAGAAAUGGAAAAGAGUGGUUUGGAAAGCCUGCGUUUACCUUGUGACUGUGGGAAUGUUGGUGGCUUUGCUUUUGGGGCUCGACAUGUCGUGGACUGCUAUUACUGCUGCUCUUGCUCUUGUCGUUCUUGAUUUCCAGGAUGCUGAGCAAUGCCUUGAAAAGGUUUCGUAUUCGCUUUUGAUUUUCUUCUGCGGGAUGUUUAUCACGGUUGAUGGGUUUAACAAGACGGGAAUACCAAGCACUCUAUGGGACUUAAUAGAGCCUCAUGCAAAAAUUGAUCGCGCCAGUGGGAUUGCAAUUCUUGCUCUAGUCAUUCUUGGCCUAUCAAAUUUGGCUUCAAAUGUACCAACUGUUCUGUUGCUUGGAGGGAGAGUGGCAGCUUCAGCAGCAAAUAUUUCAGCAGCUGAGGAGAAGAAGGCAUGGCUGAUAUUGGCUUGGGUCAGCACAGUGGCAGGGAACCUCUCACUGUUGGGAUCAGCAGCCAAUUUAAUUGUCUGCGAACAAGCUCGCAGAGCCCCACAACUUGGCUACAAUUUGUCGUUUUGGAGACAUCUCAAAUUUGGAAUUCCGUCCACUUUAAUUGUCACCGCUAUUGGUUUGACGCUCAUAAGAUAA
This is a messenger RNA of Morus notabilis, 1844 nucleotides long. RefSeq names its product silicon efflux transporter LSI2. The record is from RefSeq and is a predicted model, not a curated record. The coding region runs from base 144 to 1844 and encodes 566 amino acids. Gene Ontology annotation, cellular component: membrane. The transcript is spliced from 3 exons. Lineage: Eukaryota; Viridiplantae; Streptophyta; Magnoliopsida; Rosales; Moraceae. Gene Ontology annotation, biological process: transmembrane transport.